Neopelma chrysocephalum (saffron-crested tyrant-manakin) is the source of this 4132-nucleotide messenger RNA. RefSeq names its product bisphosphoglycerate mutase (gene BPGM). The transcript has 4 exons. Gene Ontology annotation, molecular function: intramolecular phosphotransferase activity. Gene Ontology annotation, biological process: glycolytic process. The coding region runs from base 326 to 1105 and encodes 259 amino acids. NCBI's taxonomy places the organism in Eukaryota, Metazoa, Chordata, Aves, Passeriformes, Pipridae. The record is from RefSeq and is a predicted model, not a curated record.
GGGCUGAGCCUUUGGCUGGAGCAGCACGGCACUGGUGGCCUGGGCUGGUGCCAAGAACCUGCCAUGCUGCGUGCUGACGAAAGGAGAUGGCUAGAGAUACCUCAGUAUGGCUUGUGAGAGUGGGGAGCACCCUGUUUCCCUCUCCAGGUGGGACAAGUACAAUUUCAGUUUGUGGUAAUGAGACAGGAGUGUGUGGUGGCCUCUAUAUAAAGCAGCUCUUAAGUCUCUGUGGUGGGAUUUGUGUAGACUAUUCCUUUGCCAUAGCAAAGAUGCAUCGUUAUUAGAUGCCAGAUCAAGUUGCCAGCUGUGCUAAGCUGCAAUCAAAAUGUCUAAGUAUAGGCUUGUUCUCUUAAGACAUGGGGAAGGAGCCUGGACCAAGGAGAAUCGCUUCUGCAGCUGGGUGGACCAGAAGCUGAGCAGCGAUGGGAUAAAGGAAGCUCAGAACUGUGGCAAACACCUUAAAGCGCUGGGCUUUGAGUUUGACCUUGUCUUCACCUCUGUACUGAGCCGCUCCAUCCAGACUGCAUGGCUGAUCCUGGAAGAGAUGGGCCAAGAGUGGGUCCCCAUUCAGAGUUCCUGGCGGCUGAAUGAGCGUCACUAUGGUGCACUGAUCGGGCUCAACAGAGCAGAAAUGGCUCUGAAUCACGGGGAGGAGCAAGUAAAAAUAUGGAGGAGAAGCUAUGAUGUUACCCCACCUCCCAUAUCUGAAUCUCACCCUUACUACGAAGAGAUAUACAAUGAUCGCCGCUAUAAAUGCAGUGAUGUCUCUCAGGAAAAUCUCCCAAAAGCUGAAAGUCUAAAAGAUGUGCUUGAUAGACUGCUUCCCUAUUGGAAUGAAAAGAUUGUGCCAGAACUAAAAAGUGGCAAAAUGAUUCUUAUCUCUGCUCAUGGUAACAGCAGCAGGGCAUUGCUGAAACAUGUUGAAGGCAUCUCCGAUGAGGACAUCAUCAAUGUUACUCUCCCCACUGGUGUGCCCAUACUUCUUGAACUUGAUGAGAAUUUGCACCCUCUGGGCCCUCACCAGUUUCUGGGUGAUCAAGAAGCUAUCCAAGCUGCCAUCAAAAAAGUGGAAGAUCAAGGGAAAGUAAAAUCUGUUGAGAAGUAAAAUGUCACUGACUAAUGAAGCUGUGUUCAAAGUGUGGUAGUAAGUGACAAUGUAUGUAUGACUGCUGGGUUGUACUGUGUGAAUGUCUCAAUUUCAGGCACUAAAUAAUUGGAAGGGACAAUUGUUGAGUCUCAGGUUGAUAGCUUAACCCUUUGCCUUUUCGAAAACUGGACUUUAGAUCACAGCAUGAGGUUAUCAAUACUGAAAAAAGAAAUGAAGAGAUGAUUCAGGUAAUGGAAACUUGUAAAGCAGUCUGCCCCAGAUCUGGGACUGAGGAUGGCCCAGUACAGAAAAAAAGGUGUGUUAUUGUUGUCCACCAACAAUCAGUCCUAAUCUGUUAAGGAGAAAAGCACCAGCUUACUGGACUAAUUAAGCUAAAACUUUCUCACUGACAAAGUGGCACCAGAUAACUGUUAUCAACUGUGAUUCUUCUGUGUCAGUGGCAAUGACAAUUUGUUGUGGAUGGAUUUCUCUCAGUCUUUCUGAAUACUUCCAGUUGGACAACUCUCUGCCUUUGUUAUUUUGAAUCUUCCAUGGCCAGUUCACGAUCCAGAGAAUUUUGUAGACAUGUUCUGACUGUUAGUUAUCCUAUUUGUCUUUUGUUACACUAUAUUCCAUUUUUUCAAAGGACUCUAGAUGGAAUUCCUUUUCCUCCACUACCUUUGCAAAGCCUAGCAUGACUGCAUUUUCCUGGCUUGCAAUAAUAGCAUCUAACUCAGACUUAAGAACACAAAAGAAGCACAGAGGUUUCCUGCUUAGUGUUUAAGUUAUAAUGAAGCUCUCAGGGACCUGAAUACCUUUGAAACACUUCUGUAACAUUUAACUCAAUAAAACUGGAUAUAGGAACACCCCCCCCACAAGCUUUCCUGAGUUGCAAAGAUAUCCUGAUAAAUAUGUUCUACAGUAAUAUUACUGUGGCAUUAUCUGUAUCAAAUUCUCUGAAGGGCUGGAAGAGAUGUAUGAGGCAGGUAAGAAGUGUUACUGGGUGCAGCUCAUUCAGCCAUGGUGCUUGUAGGGAAGGAUAUUCUGCCAAGCCUGAAAGUGUUCUCCAAUAAACCUCUCCUCACAAUCAUAGCUUGAUUCCUGCUGAGUGUGGCCUUGCUGUUGUUUGGCACUGAUUUUGACCAGUUCACACUGUGGUUGGAUGUCGUGUAGCUCUGAUGUUCUCUUUAUGUACACAAGCAUCGGGGUAAUUCUACUUUUGAAGACUCACUCUUAAUCUUACCUGCAAAUAUGAUGCUGUUACUAAAAUUUAUAUCUGACCCACUGUCACAACACCUGAGCAUCUUGAUUCUGACCUCGCAUACUGGCAUGGGUGUCAUUUGUGUGUGUGCUGUUAGAGCUGAAUGUUCUCAGCAUGGCCCAGGUACAAAUAUUGAUGUUAAUGAGAAUUUCCUUGAUAUGAUGAUAGUAUAAACUUUUACAGUCCUAGGGUAGCUGCUGCUUUGCAGUGAGCAGCUCUGUAAACUCACUUUGUGAGAGGAUGUUUUUUUGUUUUGAGGAAAGUAAUGUGACAGUGUGGUAUGCCUCUGACAGUCUUCCUGACACGUGGAGCAAGGCUUUCCGGGUCUGAUGCCAGGUCAGAGUAGUGUAGCACAUAGUUCAUAAAAGAUUUCUUGCUAGGAGGCAGUUUCUCUUGCAUGAAUUAUGCUUGGGCUUCUCUUUGGUUUUGUUUUUGUAGCCCCUGCAGUAUGAACAAAGUUACAUGUUUCUCUUUUGAACGUAAAGCUGGUAGGUUUCCUCUUUCUUUGUACAAGAAAGGGUUUUUCAGUGUUUGUUUUGGGGUUUUUUUUGUUGUUUUAUGUUUGUUUGUUUGUUUGUUUUUUCUCUGAAAUAUUGUUAGCAGCUUCUCUGCUUCUUUAUUUGAUACUGACUUACUCCUUUAUGGGUUUUUAGUUUUCUGUGUGUAGAGUAACUCUGAAUCUUAGUUGAUACUUUACAAGUCAGUGUGACAGAGUUAGAUUGUUGAUCAGCCAGUGUUCACCUGUGAAUGCCCUGGAAGGGCCUCUGGCACUCAAGUGAUUACAUUCUUCCCCAAACAUUAUAUAAAGUUUACUAUCAAGUAGAAGUUACUGUAGACUUGUAAACAAGACUAGCAGAGCCACCUGUUGUCAGUGGGAACUGCAUGCAUCCAGAUAUGAGUGUACAGGCCAUGUCCAUAUCCCUUUGGCAUUGUGGUAUCGCAGCGUAGAACUUCUUCAGGACUUGAUGUGCAGCUGGAAUAUAUGUGGAAAUUAAACCAGCUGAACUGGGAGAUAUGCUCUCUCUUCCCCUUCUCUUAGAGAACCCAUGCUCUCUUCUGGGCCAUGGAAAGGUGAGGUAGACAGGUAAAUUUGGAGAGCAUUAUUAUUUCUUCUUGCAGCUGAAUGGAUAAAAUUGAUCAAAACAUCCUUUCAGAAGAGUCAUGGGCAGUAAGAAGAGAACACUAAUGUGAUGUUUUCAGGUGAUGCUGUUUUUACAGUGCUACUUAAGAUGUGAACAGUGAUAGUGCCCUGGGAAGUUUGACUUUGAUUUUGACUCCAGAGUGAUGACAAUUUUACAUGCACAUCUGGCAGCAAUAACACCUCGCGAAAGUAUCGGAUGGAACCAACUGGGGAUUUCAUUGUUCUCCUUAAGAUUAUUUUAACACCUUGCAAUGCUUCCUUCUGAAUAGCCUUUUAAUUAAAAUCCUGAUUCAUAAAACAUGUAUAUUGAAGAACAGAAACCACCUUCCAUCAACAGUGGCAUAAAGAUUGUUGAUCUUCAGGCAUAGCUACAUGAGAGGGAGACGUGAGAGUCUUGCUGGUGACUUUAGAGAUCAGUGGUUGGGAAGCAUUUUCCCCAUAUUUGAGUAUGCCUCAAAAUCCUAUAAGGUAACUGAUGUUUUUACAGUUAACAUAAUAGAUGGGUUAAUUUGGUUUGUUUAUGUAUUUUUAACUUGUGGUUCAUAGCAGUAAUAAAUCUAGAUCCUCUUGAAAACCUUUGUAAAUAUGGAGGAGCUGGCAAGUUCUUUCUAGCGCAAUAAAUUCAUCUGAAAAUAGAAUUCAA